This is a messenger RNA of Coturnix japonica (Japanese quail), 1568 nucleotides long. RefSeq names its product H1.10 linker histone (gene H1-10). The record is from RefSeq and is a predicted model, not a curated record. Gene Ontology annotation, molecular function: structural constituent of chromatin; DNA binding. Gene Ontology annotation, cellular component: nucleosome. NCBI's taxonomy places the organism in Eukaryota, Metazoa, Chordata, Aves, Galliformes, Phasianidae. Gene Ontology annotation, biological process: nucleosome assembly.
GGAGCGGGAGCCCCACGGAACGGCCCCAAGAAGCACAAGUGGGAGCUGGCGGCGGACCAGGCUGUUGUUGUUCUCAACGCGGUCCGCCCCGCGCCCAUAUAAGGGAGGCGACUGAGCCCGCCCCGCCAGAGCGCGGCGGCGGCGCGGAGCGGAGGGGAGCAGGAGAGCAGCGCGCAGGGCACGGGCCCCGCCACGCCGCGGCCGCUUCCGCCCGCCCGCCUCCCGCCUCCGUCCCGCGGGGGCCGGCACCAUGUCGGUGGAACUGGAAGAAGCCGAUCUGCCCCUCACCGAAGCGGAGGAGGCGCCGAUCUCCGCCGAGAAAAAGGCGGCAUCUAAGAAAGCGAAAGGCGGCGGCUCCUCGUUAUCGCCGUCGAAGAAGAGAAAGAACAACAAGAAGAAGAACCAGCCGGGCAAGUACAGCCAGCUGGUGGUGGAGACCAUCCGCAAGCUCGGCGAGCGCAACGGCUCCUCGCUGGCCAAGAUCUACAACGAGGCCAAGAAGGUGGCGUGGUUCGACCAGCAGAACGGGCGCACCUACCUGAAGUACUCCAUCAAGGCGCUGGUGCAGAACGACACGCUGCUGCAGGUCAAGGGCACCGGCGCGAACGGCUCCUUCAAGCUCAACAGGAAGAAACUGGAGGGCGGCGGGGACGGGGCCGCGGGCGGCGGCGCGCACAGAGCGCCCAGGAAGGCGGCGGCCGCCGCGUCCCGACGGGCGGAGAAACCCGCGGGCAAGAGCCAGAAAGCGGAGAAGAAAUCGCACAAGAAAGGAGCGGGCGGCGCGGCGGCCAGGAAGGACAAAGCCAAGAAGGCCGCCAAGAAGGGAACCGCGUCCCCCGCGGGCAAGAAGGUGAAGAAGUCCGCCAAGCCCAAGGCGCUCAAGGGCCGGAAGGCAUGAGGGGGGUUGGCGCGGCGCCGGGGGGCGCUCCCCGCCCGGACUGGGGGGCGGCGGCGCGGGCCGCUCUGCGGGCGGACCCGGGGGGGCCUCUCGGCGCCGUCCGUCGGGCCCCAUCCCCCUCCGUCUCGCUUCGUUUUCCCUCUCCUUUAACCUCCCCCCAUCCCGCCCUUCUCUCCCCGCUCUCCCUUUUGUUUUCGGCCUCGCCCCUCCCCGCUCUCAGCCGCUCUCUGGUCACCCCCGGCCCCUUUCCCCGCCGCCUCGCGGGGCUUUUUCCCGCCCUGUUUCCAUGGCAGCCGCUCGGCGCCCCCGCUGCCCCCGCGCCACGUGUGCCGCCUCACGCCGCCCCCUCCCCGCCCCGCGCUCCGGCCCGCGGCCAUUGAACGCACGGCGCCCCCUGUUGGCUCCCGACCCGCGGCGGCUGUUGCUCUUAAAGGGCCCGCGCUGCCCAGCGGCCCCCGGGGCUGGGGCUGGGGGGGGGUUCUGUGCCGCGCAGUCAGGUCGCGUCUUAAUGGCCUUUGAUUUUGAUUUUCUUGUUGUUUUUUUUUUCUAACCGUUUUGGGGUUGGGUUCGGUUGGUUUUUUGAGGGUGGGAGUUUUUUUGUUUUUUUUUUUUGUUGGUUUUUUUGUUUUUCCAUUUGUCGUCGUUUGAAAUAAAUUGAUAAUAAACUCGG